GCGGGGCGGGGCGGGGCUGGGGCGGGAAACAUUACACCACACCAUGACAUUACGGCUGACGGGGCCCUGACAAGUUCUCAAGGUCGAUAACUGGUAUGACGCACAGCACCCCCGCUCCACCAGCACAGCAGCACCCCCUCCGCACAGCACUCCCUAUUAUUAAACCCCUCGAAGCCUCGCUACAUCUACUUAAAAAAGGGUCUUCAUGGGUGGAUUUCAUGGCCCUGGCGGUAGUUUUGCAAGGCUUCCGCGCUAUGAACGGGAAUAACACCUUGAGAAUUUAACGUCGCACCUUUCUGGCCCCUAAAAAACGUACUUACAAGGACUCGAAACGUUUGAUAAUGCGAAUGAGCAGCAAAUAAAGGGAUUGGCAGGAUGGUGCUGCUGAGUGUGAGCGUCAUUGCCUUGGAUGACGAAUAGUAAUAAAAAUGUAAUGACUCCAGUAACAUGUGCAGCUAGACAAAGAAAGGCCACUGAAAUGCGUCGCAGCUGAUAAUAAGCCUUGUGAUGCCCUGCAGGUCCCCUCUGUAGUACUUUCUCACAGCUACUUUCUCUUGCACUGCUCCAGGGGUGAGGGAGCAGCUAGUACAAGGUGGUGGUGGUGGCAUGUGGUGAUGGAGCCGCGGCGCAGUGGCAGGGGCAGCUCAUCAGGAGGAGGACCUGGCGUCGCUCACAACCUCAGAAUAGAGAACGCUGCGGGCAUGUCUCACAUCCCUGCUAGUCUGUCUAAUUUAUCCAUGGGACCAUCAAGUGGGCCCGCCAUCAUGAGCUCCUUAGCUUCUGAUGUGCAUUACGACAACUGCUUCAACUCCUUGGCCUCUCAGCAGAGCAGCAUCACGCCAGACAUCCUGAACACAGAGAUGCGCAGUGUUGACCUGGGGCCUGUUGAGAGGAGAUGCUUCAAGCUCAUCAAUGAGAAGGAGGAGUUGCAGGUGAAGGAUGCAAGGGAGUUGCUGUGCAAGAUGGGUUGUCCCAGUGAAAAGAGCCUCAACAUCAAGGUGGUGUCUGUCUUCGGCAACACUGGUGAGGGCAAGUCGUACACCCUCAACCAGAUUUUCUUCAAUGGAUCUGAAGUCUUCAAGACGAGUGCCAACCAGAGCUCGUGCACCCUGGGUGUGUGGGGGGCCUAUGAUCCCCUCAAUAAGGCCCUUGUCUUGGACACUGAGGGCAUGCUGGGCAUCAGCAACACCUCCAAGCAAAGGAAGCGACUCUUGCUAAAGGUACUUGCCAUUUCUGACAUCAUCAUCUACAGGACUCGAGCUGAGCGCCUCAACACAGACAUGUACAAAUUCUUGGCUGAAGCUUCAAGGGCAUACACCAAGUACUUCCGUGAUGAUCUUGCGGCUGUGGCUCAGAAGGCAAAGUGUGACAGCAUCUUUGGCCCUCCAGUGUUUAUAUUCCAUGACACCCGGCACACUAAUGUGCUAACAGAAGAGAUGGGCCAAAAACCUGAAGAGCAGCUUAAGGAGAACUUCACCAAGCAGGACCUCAAGAUUGAGGGUUUCAACAGCAUACACUAUAUAGGCGAGAGAAACAACGGGAGGGACACUGACUUCAAGAGGAUCAGGAAGGCUGUCUUUGAUGAGCUUCAGAACAACAGUGUCAGGUCUCCCCGUCAACCUAAAAUUAUCUUAGACAUGCUGAAUACCAUCAAUAAGAAAUUCAGCGGCCAGAUCCAGAGUAGUGAGCCAGCCUUCCCUGACGAGUACUUCACAUGCACCAGCGUGUGUGAGGCAUGCCAGGCCCGCUGCUGCCUCUUUAUGAACCAUUCCCAGCAUGACAAUGGCUCAAAGCACCACCAGGCUGAGCGCCAGUGUAAAUACCACCACCAGUUUGAUAAUAAGGUGUUCCUGUGCCGGAAGUGUGACUACAACGGUGAGCGUAGCCUGGUGGUGCCCAAGACAUCUUCUGCCAAGGACAGUACAUGGCUGGGCCUUGCUAAGUUUGCUUGGUCAGGAUAUGUGUUGGAGUGUGAGAAGUGUGGCAUCAUCUAUCGCAGUCGUCAGUACUGGUAUGGCAACGAGUCGCCUGACAGGACGGUGGUCAAGGAGGAGUACCAGCACGUGUGGCCUGGCAGUGUCUUGGGCAGUGCAGCUCAUGCCGGCAGACAGGUGCUGGAGGGUGUGGCAGCACUGGGCUCUGCCAUCUCCACCAUAUCAUCACCCCCAGCCAAGGUUGUCUCGGCCUGGCUCACAAACCAGGUGAACCCAGCCUACUGGAAACCCAAUCACCUCUGUACGCACUGCAAGAUUUGUCGGAAGCUUCUUGACACCAUUCACCACUGCCGCAAAUGUGGUGAUGGAUUUUGUGAUACUUGCUCUGAGGAAAAAAUGGCAGUGCCUGAGCUGGGCUGGGGAGACGAGCCAGUCAGGGUGUGCAAGAACUGCUUCGAGGCCAGAAAUAGUGAGACUGAAGAGGUUGAGGACUAUGACUGGACAAGUGAUGCUCAGACAGUGCGGGCCAGGCAGGUCACUGAGGUCAUAUCAGGAACUCUGGCAACUGUUGCAAAAUAUCCGCUUGAUUUUCUGAAGGACAGCACUCGUCCUUCCUAUUGGAUCCCGGAUGAGAUGAUCACCAACUGUGUGGUGUGCGAUGCAGAGUUUGGGCCACGCCUUCCCCUGCACCACUGCCGAGCAUGUGGCCAGGGUGUGUGUGAUGUCUGCUCUCCUAACCUGCAGGCUGUCAAGGAGCGUGGAUGGGACCACCCGGUUAGAGUUUGUAACAACUGCAUCAAGUAGUAAAACAAUGGAUUUCAAAUAUGACUAAAUUGUUUUCUGGAUUAUCAUAUUUUAGAGUUACCGGUAGGAAAAAAUAUUCUCAGGAAUAUAUGAUUUUAACCAAUUGAAAAGAUUGCAGAUUCAUGUUUUAUUCAUUUAUAUUAUUAUUGUCCUUCACUUCUUUCAGUUUUAUCAACACCUAGAGUGGUAUUGCAUGAGGUUAUAAGUUUAUUUAACUUAAGUUAUACAGGCAACCCUUUACUUUACAAACAGGUUACAUUUUUGAAAACCCUUGCUAUGCAAAAUUUCAUUGUGCAAGGCCAUUAUUAUCGACUAAAUGAAGUUUUGGGCCGUAUUCUUAAAUCAAACUAAUGUAACCACAGUCCCCACACAUCCGACAAUGAUAUUCUUAAACAACCAUCGUGCCCGUGGCUACCACAGUUCCGACAGUCACGAAGGGUGUAUUCUUAUACGCCACCUCUGGGACCGUGGUACUGAUCAAAGCACCAAAUUGUCGGGAGACUUUGUCGGGUCCGUCACCCCUUCUCACAAAUAUUGUGGGGCGUGUUAUUUUGUCCCUGAUUUGCAACGUCUUUGAGGAUACUAGACAUUCAGAACACUUCUGCUACUCUCCCCGAAGUGUUAAGAGCAAGUUGAGUAAAAAGCAGUGCCUCAUAUUCAUCAAAACAAGCAAAGAAGAGAGAUCGUCUUCGCUGCCCCACCAGGGGGCCCAAGCCCUCCUGGACCCCCACGGAUCCCAACAUGAUACUAAUCAUCUAUGCUCCACCGGUAAAACUAGACAAAUACAACAAUAUAUGAGACCUUACAAAGAAAAUUAUUCUCUUGGGGUUAAAACCAAAUAAAUAGUGAUGAGUUGAAGUUAAAUAAUCAUUCCGUAAUGUUUAUAACACAUUUUACAUAUAGCUACCAUUUGCAGAGGCUAUGAAAUGAAUACUAAAAUAAACAAUUUCAUCUUAUAGAGAAAAGCCUCCUGAACACGAUGGUGUAUACAGAUUUUUUAUAAAACGCCAAAUAAGUGAAGCAUGGAACUGUUUAUAAAAACAUUUCACGUUAUCCCUUGUUUGCUCCGCCGGGGGUGGGUGCGAGGCUAUAUUGGUUUGUGGCAGUUUGCGGGCCUCGUUGCCAUGACAACCUUCGCCUCGCCUUGCUUUUCGUGUGGCCACAGAAACUCCCCUUGCCGCUCUCGCUAGCUUUCUCGUUCCCUGUGUGGCUGUGGCCUCAGUGAGAGCCAGUGGCAUUGUUGAGUGAUGCUGUAAUUUCCCAAGCCUCCUUUUUCUUUUUUAUUAUUGCAUGAUUCGUUCUUCUGUCAAGUACUACUACUCGGUGUCUCUACAAGCUCCAGAAGUAGAGCAACUUCAUUUUGGGAUGAAUAUCGCUUAGUUUCCUCCUUUGUUGACUUGAACACAGCGCGCAGGGUAUCAGGUGCAGUCGGCGUUUUGACCGUCAGAACGUUGAGAUAGACCGAACAACAAGGGAUAUUGUUACAAAUUAAAUUUUCUUGUGCUGCCAGUGUUACCAAAUCCCACCCGACAAAUCCGAGUGUUUAAGAAUAUGCAAAUUGUGACAACCCGAACAUUAGUGUCGUUGUCGUUGCCGAUUUCGUGAAAUUUAAGAAUACGGCCCUUUGUUCUAGGAUCCCGAUUUUCCUCCAUCCAGCAAUAUUAACCCUCUCUCCUCACUCUGAAUCAGUACAGGCAGUCCUUGAGUUAUGGUGGGGAUUGGGAGCGACAGUCUGGUCGUAAGUCAAAAAAAAAAAAAAAAAAAAAAAAUCAAUGUCCUGCAGCAGAUAGAGAAACGUUGCCACACUUCGUACCCUCUCCCUCUACCUCGCCUCUGUCCUCAUACUCUCGCCUCACCUUAGCCCUGCAGUUAGUUGACUCUUUAUACUUACAAUGUUUUGCUAUCAAGUUUUGCCAAGAUGGUGGCUGAACAACUGUCUGGUUUGACUAAUCCCCGCACCCACCUGCAGGGAAUUAUGGGGGCUAAUGGGUGAACCAAAAGUAGCUGAGACUUGUACCUGUGGAAAUAACUGGGUAGACUCACUCCACCCUUGCUCGGCUCAUGUGACACCCAACUGGUGUCUGCUAGAUAUAGCAGUAUGAUUGUAUAGCAGACUGUAGGCCUUAAAACUGGUUGAAUAGUAACUAGCAACUGCAAUGUGAAUAGUGCUGACAGCUUGAGUUCCAAGGGCAACUGAGGGUUAAGGGUGGGUGGGCUGGCUCAGCCCACCCACCCUUACCCCCUCCUGCCAGCACGUGAGGGCUGAGGAUGGCAGCAGGGUUGGGGUGGGGGUGGAAGGGGAGGCACCAGAGCGCUGUGUAAAUAAACAGCUGCUCUACCCACAGUCUAAUCAUUCCUUAACUAAGUAUUACUAAUAUUAUUGGCCUGAGCGAAAGUUGCAUAUGUCGUAACUGAAGGACUACCUGAUUUGGGUAUUUAAUGACUCCCAUUUCCUUAAUUUACAAUAUCUGUGAUUUAACAUGCAGCUGACUGCCCCCCCCCUCCAGAAAAGUAACACUGUUGACUUGAAAGGAAUUGCAGGAGGGUGAUUUGCACUGGCAGGCUCACCUGUAGUCUGGAUGUUGUGGAGGCUUGCCUGCUUUCUAAAAUGAUAAAACCAACCCUCUCUGGAAGUAAACAGAUUUAAUGGCUGCUCACCCUGACAACUUAGCCUAGAUAUCACUCCACAAAGGCCUUGGCAGUGACCACGGUAGUACAGAGAGUCUUGCAUCAGUGUAAGCACAGGGCAUUUAAGAAAUAUUUCAUGUGUGGUGGUGAGGUACGUACUGUGCUGUUUUGGGUGGUGGGGCAGAAGUGAAUAGUGAGUGUUUCCAUUAAUGGUGCUGGGGGGGGGAUAGGGGAGGCAGUAGGGGAGGGAGGAGGGCUGUUGGCAGACAUUUGCUAACUGACAGCAUGCCUAGUUUUGUUGUGAAUUUUGGUGAUUGUUAGGUGAGAGAAGUGUUGUAAAAUGCAAUCCUUGUUUAACCCCUAAGGGAUGCAAAAAAUCCAAUAGGUGACUGGAUAAUGCAAAAAAUAGCCAGUUUUCAAGUACAUUUCUCGUAAAAACUCGUUUAAUAAAAGUUUCACAGAAUUUCAAGCCAAUUUUGAUGGUUAAAAUGUUUUGUCAAUCGUUCUUGCAAUUACCCCGGAAAUUAUGGGAAACUGAAAAUAAGCUGAAUUUUCAGAUUCAUUAGAUAACAAAUUUCAUUGAACAAACGUUAUAGAUAUCGAAGAGACAAACACAAUAAUGUAAAAGUUGAUGAAAACUCAAUGUACCAACAUCAAGGAAGGUCAAAAGUAGUGCGAUAUGGCAUGUCCCAUACAUACAUGUAGCUAACUGCAUCCUUCAGCAGCUUUGGAACUUUCCACAGCUUUAGUGCCUGAUUUUUGGGCGGUGCAGUGAGUCCUAUGUGCUGGGGUGUUCAUCAUCUGAGUCGGAAAUUUUUUGAAUGGGCAGGGAAGCGCGGGGAGGUGGGGCAGCUGGACAAGGGACUUGUGGCUUGAUGGGGGUUGAGUUGAAUCCCAGAGCCAAAGUACCACUGUCAGAAAGGUCAGAAUCUGACGAUAAGAGCUGUGGGUUGUCUGCAUCCCAUUCAUUGUCACUGGACACGGUAAACUCACUAUCCAAGAGAGCGUCCCUUAUCCAUCACAACUAGCCAUGUGACUGGGCCUUUAAGCCUAUGUAUGAGUGUAUUUAGGCCUAAGAUUGUUGAUUAAUGUAUUUCAGAUGUAGAACAAUUGUGAAGGUCACGAGGUAACAAGGGAAAGAAAAUUAGACGAGGCGUUCGCGUGCAGGACAUUCGUCCUCUUACAGAACUCACCAAUAUUUCAGCCUUUGGGCCACUCAUCCUUUAGGGGUUAAGCAAUUUUUUGUUGGAUUAAUGUUCACAAAGUGGGGGUUGCCUGCACUUCAACAAUUUACACAUUUAAAAAGUUUUGCAUUCACUUCAUAUAAUAAACCAUCUUCUAUUUUUUUUUCUAAUUUCUGAAACUGCUAAUGAUUGGCUACAGAAGCAGGAGCUGUAAGCAACUAAUGCUGCACAUACUCAAUCAGCCACUGAAACGUCUCAUCCAUGUAAUAGUUUAUUCAGACUACUCAUUAAUAUUGUUUUUAUUCAUGUGGAUUUCAUCAUCUUUCCUAUUUUUUCACUGUAGUCUCACUUCAUACAGUCUUCCACUGAUUCACUUUCUCUUUAAUUCCACCAUUUAGUUUUUACUUUUUUAAAUUUUUUCUUAAGGCUGAAUUACUAUUCAGGUCAUCUUCAGAAGGACACUUACAGUGAUGAAAACUAAGCUUUAAUGUUUACUAUUUCAACAAGUGAAGGACUAAGGUGUCAGUUUGUAAGUAUGCUUAAUGUUUAUGGGGAUCAUUCAUUACAUUGUAAUUUGGAAACAGUAAUCAAGGAUAAUCAUCAGACAUAAUUUACAAAAGUACAACCAAAGCAUUGUAAAUUGCAUGUUAAAGGAGUGGGUCAUGUGAAACCAGGUGCUCUUGCAUUGGUACUGGAUGCUCCUUAACCUUGUGGAAAUCAUUACUCUGUUGUACACAAGGAAAAAACAUGCCAAGGCAAUUCAUUUGUAGAUAUUGAUCUCACUUCUUAUUUGAGAUGUGUUCAGAAUGAAGAAAGGACUGUUAGUUGGGCAUCGAAGAAGUAACACAUAAUGUCCAAUAAUUGCUGCUUGACUGGUAUGUGAAAGUAAAGUUGGGGCAAACACUAUAGAGGCAAUGCCCGGCUAUAAUGUGACUGUUGUACCUUGGAAAAUGGUAAUUUGUUUGAUUUCAGAGUAGCCAGUUUCUUGAUAAAUAUGUUGCAAGGUGCCCAACCAGAUUUUUGAGGAAAACAAAGCAGUUUAUAUUUCCUACAUGUGUGUGAUGUGUUGGUCUGGAGGCGUGGCGGGUCUACCAGUUACCAGACCAAAUAAAUAGAAACCAAGGCAAUAGUUCUAGUAAUAUAAUUGUUUAUAUAGUGUGAGGAAUACAUAUAUUUGUUCACUACCACUAAAAAUGCAGAUAUAGAGCCUAUAUAAAUUUUUUCUUAUGUUAUUGCUCACACUAACCCUUACUGGUCUGUUGUGGAGUCACUUGAUUACACUGAUGUAUGGAUAAUGCACCAGUGUUCGUCUCAGACGACAUUUGUUUAGAACACAGACUGUUGAGUAUAUUUCAUGAAAAAAUGUGAUAACCAAUAAUUAUAAUCCCUUGAAGUUCCAGUAAAUAUGACAGCAUUUUGAUAUUGUUUAAAGUUAAAUGUGGUGAACAUGAUCAAUAACUCAACCCUGAUGUUCAAAUUGCUGUCUUGGCCAGACGUGUGCCAGUGUCCACAGGCCAGCAUCACCUUUGGGGUGUGAUAAUUUACAUCCCACUUGAACAGAGCACUGCCAAGCUUGAGUCAAGCACAAAACAGUUUGUGCUUGACCAAUAUUUCUAGAGCUUGGCUGUGUUUAGCUUAAAAUAAUAUCUGUGUAUCGUGUCUGGGUUUUCCUUUAGUUUGUCUUCAGGAUGUGCAAACUUUUGUUUCUGCAUGGUGGUGACCACAGAAAUGUUGAAUCAUGCAGAUUUCUGGUUAGGAAGCAUUUAAGUCUUUCAGCAAUGGUAUUUUUUCUUAUAGUGCAACACUGGAUGAGGCAAAUUUAUGGCAAGAUGUUUUAUCAGACAAAUGAAGUAUACAGUAUUGGAAGGGGAAAUAACAUCCAGAAAGUAGACGCUGCACAAAGGGUAGUCAUGAUGGUGUAAUUGAUGUGUUCCUGGAUGUCUCAACACCUCACUCUUGAUAGUGUCACAUCUGUAGUUAUGUAGUGUGUAUCCUUAACCAGGAAAAGUGUCUUUCAACAAAGAAUAAUUUAUAAGCAUGUGUAGAAUUAAUAAUAAUCCAAAGCAUAGCUAAAUGUGCCUGAAAACUGGCAGAAUUUAUAGGAUAUAAUAUUAUCACACAAGUGCAGUGCAUUGAAUUUUAAAGUCAGGAAUACAUGAAUACUACAAAACUAAUCAAGACAUUGGUGAUCCAAAUAAGUUUUCCCCAGUGUGCCAUCUGAAUUUAAGAUUGUAAAGACACCUCUGUAAGGUAAGUCUACCUACAGCAGGCAGGAGCAGAGUAAGAAUUGUAGGGUAGAGGCUAGGUAGGAGUAUGGUGGCUAGUCAACGGGCAGAUGGAUUUAGUCAGGAGCAUGUGAUGGGAGAUGUGAAAAUUUGAACAUUGCUUUGUCUUUAUCAUACCUGAGGCAUUUCAUGCAAUCCGGGUAAGGCUUCUGGGCUAAUCAAGGCAUCAAAAGUUGGCUUGGUAUAAAUUGAGUGUUGACUAUCCCAGGCAUGUCAGUCACCACACUCAUGCUUCUGAGGCUGUUUUGUUUACUACAGUGGUGAUGCUCCUCGCAGUCAGAUUGUACUCUCUCUGUGAAUGUUUUUCACAAGCUUGCCCUCCUUGCAAAGGAUGCCUCAUUACUCUAGUUGAUGAUCGGUUGUUUAGCAUUUUAAUUUAUUGAUAUUGGUGUAUUUGAUUACUUCUUGUCAUGAGUAAAUGAUCUUAAAAUUAAUCUUUACUUCUCUUUGGCGGUUUUAACAUUUUUAAUAAUGUUUUCAUAUUUCAGUAAUUUUUUUUAGACCCUGUAAUGCAAUGGGAAAAAAAGUAAAAAUAUUCACUCAAGACCCACACUCUUGGCAUGGUAGUAUUAGGAAAUUUAGUGUGUUGGUGCACUACACAUAUAGUACAUGAGUGUUAUAUACUUCAUGUUUUGUGAUAUUCUAUAUUUUAUAAAGAUAUGUACACAUUGUUCGUAGGAGAUUUUUAUGAGUCCAUGAGAACUGAUGACAGAAGUUAGCAGUGUUUGAAGGUGCCAAUGCCCUGCCAUCCUCAGUCCAGCGGAGUUGUUCAAAUCAGAUUCCUAAUGGGUCAUCAUGACAUUAUUUUUUCUCAUGUGCUCAAAUAUGUAAGAUAUUUUCAAAACGAUGAUAAUGGAGUCAUUUGUAUAUAAUUUUUAUAAUCAAGAUUGUUCAUUAUAAUAGUAUAUUUUUUUGUAAUUUUCAGUGCAUAUUCCUGUAAGUCAUGGAAGUGAGUUUGAUUGUAUAUUUCUUCAUUUUAUGUAUAUGGAUCAAUUUAUGGAAAACUCCUUCCUUUAGUUAUUCAGUGCUGCACUAUCCAAGGAGAACCUUUGCCACAGCCAACACUAGAUCCUGCCACAUUGUUAGGCAUCAAUUAUUGCUGAUCUUUUUUUCAGGUGCUGAAACCCAAGUUACCAGCAGCUAUUGCAGGAAAGUAUGUUUUUCAUUUUUCAGGUGAAAUGAUGCUACAUAGUCUUCUGAGUCUUACUCUUCUUAAGAAGUUGACUUGAGCACAGUAUGUUAUUUAAUGUGCUGUUUUGGUAGAACUCUGAAAAAAUCCAACAGCAGUUUUCAGAUCAGUAACUUUUGACAUUGCUGACUGGUUAAGUCAUUAUCAAAAAAUGUUCUUAAUGGGACUAUAUUACAAGCCAUGCAAUGUUAGAAAUUUAGUAAGGUACUUAGUUAAUAUUCAUUGAUUAGCCCUAGAUAGAUCAUUACAGCUAUGUACCCUAGGUAGGGUGAUAAGAGUGUGCUACAUGUCCAUGUGAAGGCUGCUGUGUGGAAAGUGUAAAACUGCAGAUUUCCAAACAGAGCAAAGCACUUGGCCACACAACCAUCCAGCCUCAAUGUUCAUGUUAAUAUAAGUUUGUUUUGAACAAAAGAUCACUUCCAUUCAUGAACGUGUUAUAUAUGUUUGUACAAUAACCUAUCAUGGAGAUGUGUUGUUAAGCUGUUGGUGAGGUUACUCCAAGAUGAAAAGUGGAGCUAAACCUGUAACAACAAAAAAAUAUUGGUAUAACCCAUCAGAUUUUUUGAGCUGUACAUUUUUUUGUCAGAAGUUUUUCUUUCUGGUGGUAUGCCCCAUAUGUGCAUACAGUUGCCAGAACUAAUAAGUCAUUCCAUUGGUUCCUUGGCUCGCUGUGUAAUAAAUGAUUUGCUGCUUUUUGUUACUGAUCAAAGGAUUUGUUUGAUGUUCAUGAACUUGAACCACAUUUUUCAUGUGACAGACCCUAAGUAUCUGUGGCCAUGGACAGAUGCAUAACAGUUUGCUGCACCACAAAUUGUGUGAAAUGUACGUAAUAAGUAACCUUCGCUGUUUGAAAUAUUAUAGAAAUUUUAUCAAAUUUGAUCUGUAAACAUAGUAAAAAGUUAACAUCAUAAUGUAUAUAUAACAAAAUUAGAGCAUUUUGUCAAUUCUUACCAGGUUGUGAUGGUAAGUCUGUGAAGUUUUCAUACCAACUUUUGGAAAUAAAGAUUAAAAACAUACCAAAAUUGUAUCAUAUUUUUUGUAUUUCAAAGUAUUCAGUCAUUGAUCCUCUAUCUAGCCAGUGAUACCCCUUUCCAAGUUUGUUGUUGUUGGGGGCUUCAGGGCCAGUGAUUAGUGCCUGAUGAGGUGGGGGGAGGGGACAGAACCUUGGGAGCACCUCCUUGGCCUGGCUCAACAAAUUUUGUGUGAACUUGACCCUCAUACUGUUUCCUCCCCUUCUUCAUCAUUCUCUUCUCUGCUCUCCACUAUCUCCCCUUUUUCCUAAGGUGUGAGAGCCAUGCCAAGGGAAUGCACCACAUGCUCAGCAAUGAAUGGCCCGAGUCAUGGUGAAUCCUUUAUUCCAUUGCCUGUACUCCUCAUGAGGGUCUUGAUGAGCUGACUAUAUAGUUCCUCCCUCCCCCCUUCUUAACCCUUUAAAGCCUACAUCUGAUGAUCGGCAGUCACCGUGCAUAGUGUGCAGAGUCCUACGCUUACCAAUCAGCUAGCUGUCAAAAACUGGUGCCAAGUUGUCUUGCCUCUUUACUGGUGUGAAUGGGAUGUAGUUGUAUCAUCCUCAGACCAUCUAACACUACUACUCAAUUUUCUGUGGGACUGACAAUAAGCACCAUCUUUGGGUGGAGUAGGUUGACUUUGUCAGCCAUGCCAUUACUGGUAAAGGUAAAGUUGGGUGCAUAUGCUAAAGCUGCUUGUGGCUGCAGUGUUCAUCUCUGUUGCAUUGGCCCUUUGAGGCUGUGGUGGGAAGAACCCAAUACCACUGGACACAGGCCUGUGUGAAGUCUGGUACUGUCACAUUUUAGCUUCCCCAGGUUUCCCCAGGUAGCUACAUAUCAACCAGCUUAAAAGGGAAAAAGAACAGCUGGGUGAGCUGCAACCCAACAGCCCGGGCCAAGAUUCGAACCCAGAUCAACAGGUUUGAAGCUGCUCCAUAGAGCCGCUAUGCCAUUAUUGUCUGUUUGGUAAAUUGGCCAUGAUGGACAGUGUGGAUUAAUAUUUAUGGCAAUCAACUCACCCUAAGACCUGGGAGGAUUUAACACAUUUGAGUCUCAAGAGGACUUACCACCCUCAACCCCACCUCCCCUGUGGGUGUACCCUCCUCUCCUCCUAAACAACCCUGAUCAUCCUGUUUUGCAAAAUUCUGGAAAUUCCUUCUUUCAGUACACAAGAGGUCCGUUUGCUUUUGCCAUGUCCCUGGCCAUGUAGGUAUUUACAGUAACAGUCGUGUUGAUGCACUCUGCUGCUGUGAUAACAUAGCCCUGUCUUACAACCACUCAGGCUCUGACUCAUCCUUCCUUGAAAUGCCUCUUAUUUUGCUGUUGGGAAUUUCACUGGUUUGACCUCUGGUAACAAACUACAUUCAAUCAAACUAUUUAUCUCGCCAUGGUUGGAUCAGUGCCACACGAACAGAGUGGGAAAUUGUACCCACAAAUCAGCAUAUGUGAUACUCAUUCUCCCAGUCCUGUUUGUAAUAUCACUUUCUCUGUCCACCAUGUCUUAUGUUUUGGCCUUGGUAUGCUGAUAUAGCUCUCCCUCACCCAGCACUCUCCCGCCAUCCCUGUCUUUGAGAUGUUCUAGCAGAAUGACCACACUUUUCUUUAAAUAACAAUUUCUUAACUUCUUUCCUAUUAUAGCUUACAGUUCUUUUCUCCCUUACUGUAUCACCCUCCCAAACAGUGUCUUUUUUUUUCCUUCACAAAUUUUUUGUCACCUGAUACCGAGGUUAUUCUGACAAUACAUGAACUCUCAGGUUUACUAAGUAGUCUUCUUUAGGCUGACAUAGAAAAACUAUAUUAUUCUAGCAAACAGUCAGACUAUGCUGAGAAAGUCUUGCACCAUGACUUGAAUGUUCAUCAAGUAAACAGCAGUGGGAAAUCUGAAAAAGUCAACUACUGACAUAUAAUUCCAUCACGUUAAACAUUAAAAGAUCCCUUUCUAAUAUGUAGGGGUUCAUAGGCCAAAUGUUCAUGAUUUCAGUAUAUUUUUUUUCACACAUUUAACAUAAAUGAAAACAGGAGCAAGAUUCUUUACUGAAUGCCCUUAGAAAAAUUAAGUGAUGCACCUCUGGGAGCAAUGUGACCAGAUGUGAAGCACAACCCCUUUGUCAGUCUGUCCAAGAUAACAUGAUUAACAUACAUUUUAUCUAGAAACUACCAAUUAAAUGCAUUUCCACUAUCAAAAACAAUCAGCUGGCAUGCCAUAUGACAUGCAACAGGGGGGACAUAUGGAAGGAACUUAUCUAUCAUGUUAAUUUGAACAAACUUAUGUUAAUUAAAAUACUGGCAUGAUCUUUAAUAGGCUCAGGUCACUCCAAUAUAAAUAUCAAGCAUUGUGUUCUAAUUGUACAGCUUGGUAAAGGCAACACAAGAGGGCUGAUGAGAUUAAGGGGACAGCUGGGGGUUAGGAAGGAGUCUGGCAAGGGACAGGUACCUGGAGGCUGGCACUACUCAGGGGACUUUGAGAAUCGGAAAGAGAGUAGGGCUUGAUGAAGGAGCUGCUAAAGGAUUGACAAGACAAGUAUUAGGGGAUGAGGAGGCUGCUGGGAGCUGAGGACUCUGAAGGAUGUUAAAAGAAUAUGAGGAUUACUGAUGGGUGAAAAGUCCCCGGGGAAUGAGGGGUUUCAAUGAGGUGAGAAGGCUUGCUACAAGCUGAGCCUGGGGAGGAUGAAGGAACUGCAAGAACAGGUUUGAAGUAUAUGCUACAGUGAGACAGUGAUUCUAUGGUUGCAUUCUUAGCACAUAAAAUAUUUAGUGUCAAGUGUCAAGUCAUGAGGGUGAGAAAAAACAAACAAAAGGGUUAUGAGAUUACAGACCUACCACAGAGGAAAAUGGCAUGCAAGAUAUUCUUUUUUGACACAUAAACUGUUACUUUCCUUAAAUUCAUCAAUGGACUCAAGCUACCUAUAGUCCACUAAUAAUGAUGAAAAAAUAUUCACUCUAAAAUGUCCAUUUCCUUUAGUUUUUUCUACAACUUAAUAAAACUUUCCACAGUGAGACAUGAAACAAAGCCAUGAUUUAUCCAAUUAUUUUACAGAUCCAAAUAUAAUUUCUGCUAUAAUUUACAGACAAUUUCUGACCUGACUACUCCCUCUAUGAAUGUCCUUUCUAAAUAUCAUGUCUCCAUUACAUUUUUUUCCUGGAGUAAUUCCCCAUUUAAAGCAUAACCAUGUCUUUUUUCACCAUUACUCAUUUUCUGCCAUAUGACUGCAUUCCUCUCACAAACUUCUUGAUCUCAUUCCAUUCUGUAUCUUUCUUUGUUGGCUCUUUAU
This is a messenger RNA of Eriocheir sinensis (Chinese mitten crab), 14303 nucleotides long. Its product is annotated as zinc finger FYVE domain-containing protein 1-like. Lineage: Eukaryota; Metazoa; Arthropoda; Malacostraca; Decapoda; Varunidae. The coding region runs from base 615 to 2738 and encodes 707 amino acids. Gene Ontology annotation, molecular function: metal ion binding. The record is from RefSeq and is a predicted model, not a curated record. The transcript is spliced from 16 exons.